AUUAAGGUUGGCGAUUACUAAAGCUAACUACUGAUGUGCAGUUAGUUUCCAUAAGUGCUGCACGUUGUGAGCAAGGCAGCAUCCAGAGCUCGCGGUUUACCUGCGUUCAAGUGUACAGGCAAUGCAUUUUGUUUAGUGAAAAGUUAUAUAAUUACAAUACGGAAUCGGGAAUAUCAUAACUUAUCCAACGCUUUCAAAACUAAAAACUAAAGCAUGAACUUGCUGUAAUGGUAGCUAGUAACAGAGGGAUAGAUGGCUAGCUAGCUAGCUUGUUGCUAACGAGCCGUUGGUAAUGUUUCUUUGUCAGAGUAGUAGCUACAUAUUAUGCCAGCUAGCUUGACAAACUUACUUUGCACAGUAGUGUUACUAGCUAGCUACCAAGAGACUGUUAAGCUAAUGCAAUUCAUAGUUUGCGAGCUGAAUCAGAAAAUACGUUGGGACAGCUAAGCUAGCUAAUGGUCGCUAGUUAAGGUGCAGUUUAAGAACAGGUUGGGGGUUCCAGCAGGGCGACUUUUCUCAGCAGAAGAGCUGAUUAUUAAGGUGUGCAACAGGUGGCUGAUUCUUUUCCUGAAAAAUGGAUGGCAUGGAUGAUGACACCACUGUCUUUAGAACUUUAAAAUCAUUUAAAAGCUUCAUUUCUCAACCUGAGACCUCACAACAUGUGGCCGAGACCAGUAUGUCAAAGGGUGACCUUCAAAGGCAAUAUAUACAAAGGUUUGAGUUGGAAGGUGCCGCGGAAAAGAUCCACUCAAAGACUAACCUCCUGCAAAUGGUCCAGGAGAAGAAGCAGAUGGAGCUGAGUCAUAAGCGUGCCCGUAUUGAGCUGGAGAAGGCUGCUCACAUCAGUGCCCGGGACUUUGAGCGUGAGGUGGACCGGAACCAGGACUUGCUCACUCGCAUCAAAAAGAUGGAGGAAAGGGAGGCUGAGACUGAAAAGGUGCUGAAUGAGCAAAUUGAAAUGAACAAGACCCUCAAGAAGAACAUUGAGUCACAGAACAAGAAGCUCGACGAGAAGGACUCCAAGAUAGCGAAUGCCAACGAGACGCUGUGCGCUUCGCGAGAUGAGAUUCGGGAACUCAAUCACAGGAUUAAGAACCAGGAGAUGCAGCUGGCCGCCCAGGCCACCGAGAACGAGGGCCUGCAGGAACAAGCGCAGCUCCAGCACAAGAAGUAUCUGGAGGCCAGUCAGAAGUAUCAGUCCCUGCAGACUUCUGAGUGUCUGAACUCUGAGAACGAGCUGAAGAUUAAGGAGUUGGAGCGGCGCUUGGCCCUGCAGGAGCAGGACACUGUGAUAGUCAAGAACAUGAGGGCGGAGCUGGCUCGAGUGCCCGACAUGGAGAGGGAGCUGAAGCGACUCCGUGAGGAGAACAGCUACCUGAGGGAGACCAAGGAGAACAGCAGUCUGCUGAAGGAGGAGACGGAGGGACUGAGGCGGAAGCUGGAGCGUCUAGAGAAGAUCAGAGAGGACAUGGUCAACCUGGAGCUGGAGAAGGAGAAACUGUCAACAAAUCUCCAAGCCUGGGAGAAUUUAAGUCAGACAACUGGACUAAACAUCAGGAAACCGGAAGACUUGUCAAGAGAGAUCAUUCAGAUUCAGCAGCGAGAGAUCGACCUGAAGCAGCAGAACAGCUCCGUCACCAGCAGCGCGAGGGCGCUGGAGAAGGCCCGCACCCAGCUGCAGAACGAGCUGCUCCAGCUGCGCACCAAGUCCCUGGAGGAGCAGAAGAAGAGGGAGCAGCAGGAAGCCCUGGUCCGUCGCCUGCAGAAGAGGGUCCUGCUCCUCACCAAGGAACGGGACGGGAUGAGGGCCAUCCUCGAGUCUUACGACAACGAACUGGCCGCCAGCGAGUACUCCCCCCAGCUGACCCGCCGUGUGAGGGAGGCCGAAGACAUGCUGCAGAAGGCCCAGGCUCACAGCUCUGAGAUGGAGGCUCAGGUCUCCAAGGCACAAGAGGAAGCCGGCUCCUAUAAGCUCCAGGCUCAAACUGCGGAAAUGGAGCUGGAGGUUCUGAAGAAGCAGGCCAGCAGUGCGGAAAACAGCUCCUCCGUGGUGGGAGAGGAGGUCAGCUCCCUCAGACAGAAGAUUGAGGAGCUGGAGACGGAGCGUGGUCGCCUGGAAGAGCAGAAGAAUGUUCUGGAGAUGAGACUGGAGAGACACAACCUGCAGGGAGACUACGACCCCGUGAAGACCAAAGUGGUCCACUUCCGGAUGAACCCCACCAGCCUGGCCAAGCAGGAGCGGCAAGACGAGGCGGAGAAGCUGCGGGAGGAGUGCCAGCGCCUCCGUGAGCACGUCCGCACGCUGCAGGCAGGGGGCGCUGUGGCAGCCGAAGAGGGCGCCUUCAACCUCCCGCCCUCACAGGAAGUUCUAGAUUUGCGCAGACAGAUGGAGAGUGCGGAGUUGAAAAACCAGCGUUUGAAAGAGGUCUUUCAGAAGAAGAUCCAAGAAUUCCGCACCGUGUGCUACGUGCUGACCGGCUACCAGAUUGACAUCACAACAGAGAACCAGUACCGCCUCACCUCUGUGUACGCGGAACACAUGGAAGAUUCCCUGCUCUUUAAGGCCAGCGGCCCGGCGGGGGGGAGCAUGCAGCUCCUGGACACGGACUUCUCGCGAACCCUCAGGGAGCUGGUGGAGCUGCACCUCUUCCACCAGAACAGCAUCCCUGCCUUCCUCAGCUCCGUCACCCUCGACCUCUUCAGCCGCCAGACCAUGGCCUGACCUCCCGGGCCCGGCCACCGGGGGGCGCCUGGGAGCAUGGGAACGGCGCUGCCUGGGUGCCGUCACAUCAUGAGAAACGGGGGUAACGACGAGCAGAACGACGAGCGACGUAGCGCAAGUGAAUAUGAGAGUGCUGGAGUUUUCCCUGUUUGGGUUUGGCGGCCAUUUUGUGUGCCCUCCAAAGAUUGUUAAGGGCUGGUUUUGUGGACACAGGUUGAGCUUAGUCCUGGACUGAAUUUUGUUUCGUCUGGAGAAUCUCCAUUCAAAAUGCAAUUUGGUCUAGGACUUGACUUAAUUUGUGUCUAUGAAACUGACCUUAAAUUCAGAUAUGCUGUCCCUCGUAUUGCUUUGCUGUGUAUAAUUUCUUAGAAUUUUUUCAGAGUACAUACUGUACGACUGGUUCACCAAGGCUUCUUCAGUCAUAGGGCUGAGCAGAUGGCACAGAAUGUCCAAAACCGAGUGAACAAAUGAGGGGAAAAUAUCAAUGUAUGUGGUAAGCUUUCCGGAAAGUUUGAAAUAAAAAGGUUGUCAAUGAGAGGAUAUGAUUAAAACGCCUUUAUUAAAAAUGAAGACAUGAUUGUAUUUUCCUCAGAAUUGAUCGUUUUAAAAUAUAAGAACAUCUAUGCUCCCGUGUUUAUACUUGGGGUAUACAAUAUUUGAUGUAAUCUGUGGUCUGUGUGAUAUGAAUGCAGAAUGAUAAAAAUGCUGAAUUGUUAAAAUAAAAAUAAAAUAUUGGCUUGCCAUCUCAUCUGUGCAACUGUGUAUGCCAGACAGACCACUUUCAUUUUAGCUUAUUUUUCUGGGAUUCCUGUCUUUGUUGUGUGUCUAAAAAAAAAUUAAAUAUUAUUCUUAUCAGUUGAAUUUGUCACUAAGUACCUUGCGAGUGAUUGGGGACGAGGCGGGACUGAAGGAUAUGGGGCCUAGUCUCAGUCUCUCAUUGUACUCUGAUAGUAAUCCCUGAGACCUUCUCUGCUUCCCAGUGCUUAUAUGUCACAGCCUGUCCCUGGAUAAGCAGGCAGGAGUGGCCUUAUGCCCCUGCACGCAUACUGACACAUCCCCUCAGGCGUUUGCCUGUGGUCCCUCAUCUUAAUCCCCAGUGCUGCUGGGGCGUGUGCAGUCUCUGAAUCCUCAUCACUCCAAAGAGUCCAUCUCAGAGAGCCUUCGAUAACAAACUCCUCCGCCCUUAUCAAAGGGGGACUUAAUCAGGGAGAGGUUAUUGCUUCUUCUCGUCUUAUUGUUUCUUACAUUUCACGUGUACGGCGGUGUCAGCGAGUAUUCGGCACAGCAAGCAAAAGAAGCGGUUUGUGCAACAUGACACAUUAUUAUAAAUCAUGGAUGUGUCGCGGACAGCUCCCACCCGAUACAACGGGAGAUGCGAAUAUAUUUUAAUAAUUCACUGUCGGAGCAGGCUGUUGUCUCCCCCCACUCACUUGUGUAUCAGAUGUUUCCAGUGUAGAUGGAUGGUGUAGAUGACAGAAAUACCCACAGAUCCAUUAUUCAAGGGCUGAAUGUGUUCUCUGUGUAUGUGAGCUAUUGCAUGAGGUGUACAUGUCCUUUGUCAUUCUCUUAUUCUGCUUUUUGGUAUCAGUUUUUUCACAUGCUGUGGGUGCAGUGUCAUGAUAUAAACUGUAUUAAUAGAGGCCAGUUGUGCUGCCACUGUGGAUAUGGUGUGUGAACCCUGACAAAAUAUUUCUUAAGUCAUUAAAAAGAUGUUUAAAUUGGAA
Conger conger (European conger) is the source of this 4446-nucleotide messenger RNA. It is a transcript of the gene mad1l1, whose product is annotated as mitotic arrest deficient 1 like 1. Gene Ontology annotation, biological process: attachment of mitotic spindle microtubules to kinetochore; mitotic spindle assembly checkpoint signaling. Lineage: Eukaryota; Metazoa; Chordata; Actinopteri; Anguilliformes; Congridae. The coding region runs from base 575 to 2722 and encodes 715 amino acids. The transcript has 18 exons. The record is from RefSeq and is a predicted model, not a curated record. Gene Ontology annotation, cellular component: kinetochore; mitotic spindle; nuclear envelope.